Drosophila serrata is the source of this 1567-nucleotide messenger RNA. RefSeq names its product Copper transporter 1C (gene Ctr1C). Gene Ontology annotation, molecular function: copper ion transmembrane transporter activity. NCBI's taxonomy places the organism in Eukaryota, Metazoa, Arthropoda, Insecta, Diptera, Drosophilidae. Gene Ontology annotation, cellular component: membrane. The record is from RefSeq and is a predicted model, not a curated record. Gene Ontology annotation, biological process: copper ion transmembrane transport.
UUGACACUUAAACUUUUAGUAUAAUUUUCGAGUUUUUGAUAAAUGAUCGCUAAAAAUUUCGUUAAUGUUGAAAUCGCUGGGAAAGCUGUCAAUUUAUUGUUUACACAAUUCAACAAGAUAAAUAGUCGCUGGCACCGAUGUUUGAUGGACCAUCCGGGGUGUUUUCCAGUGUCGAUGGACAGGUUCCACAUAGCGAAUCCCAAAGAUCUCAUGGAUCACAUGGAUCACAUAGCUCACAUGGCUCACACAACUCAAAUGGAUACAUGAAGGACACCUCCGAUGAUCUGGGCGCCAGUCACGAAGGUCAUGAUCAGGGUCACGGGGCUAGCAGCCAUAGGCACCACGGAGAUGAAGACGGUAUGUCGAUGGCCUUUCACGGGGGCAGUACGGAGACCAUUCUGUUCAAUUUCUGGCGCACCCAGUCCGCGUCGGCCUUGGGUUUGUCCUGCCUACUGGUUUUUGUCGUGGCCGUACUCUAUGAAGGCUUGAAGUUCUAUAGGGAGUGGCUGUUUCAGAGGAACCGUGAAAAGAGAUUAGACGCCGGCAGGGAUCAUUAUGGCCACCCGAGGCACCACAGAGAGCAGAACUACGCCUACAAACCACCGACGUACUCUUUUAGGCUACCACUCCCACAGUCGCAGCAUCAUCCACAGUCACAUUCUCAUCCACAGCCACAUUCUCAUGCACAGCCACAUUCUCAUACACAGUCACACUCUCAUCCACAGUCACACUCUCAUCCACAGUCUCAUCCACAACCAAAUACUCAUCUACAACCACAUUCUCAUCCACAACCACACACUCAUUCACAGCCACCGGCUCAUCAACAACCACAUUCUCAUCCUCAGUCACCGGCUCAUCCACAGCCACAGCAGCAGCACCAGCAAGCUCAGGUCCAGAUGUACGCAUAUCGUCAAGUGUCUUCCUCGAUGCCGCCUCAUCAGCAUAGCGAUUCUAUUGGCCCUCUGUCAGCGCAGUCCUCACAGUCAAUGCCGCCAAUGCAUCACCGCCACAUGACGCAUUCUAUUGGCUCUCCGUCAGAUCAGUCGUCUCAUAUAAUGCCACAACAUCACCAUCACAUGCCGCAUUCUAUGGGCCCUCCCUUACCGCUGUCCUCACAGAUGAUGCCACAGCCUCACCAUAACAUGCAGCAUUCUAUGGGCCCUCCGUCAGCACAGUCCUCACAGAUAAUGCCCCAGCAACAUCACUUGCCGCAUGGACCGGGUCAUCAUCACAUACAGCAGGAGGAAGAUCCUGAAGCUAGAAAAAAAGUGCCUUGGCGUCGACGCUGGUGCUCCCGGCUGCAUCUCAUCCAGACCUUACUGCACGUCCUGCAGGUGCUCAUAUCCUUCCUGCUAAUGCUCGUCUUUAUGACCUUCAACGUGUGGCUGGGCCUGGCUGUCCUUUUGGGCGCCGGUGUCGGCUACUAUAUAUUUGGUGCCUUCAGCAACAGAAUUAAUGAGCACUGCAACUGAGAUAAGCCGGACAUAUCCGAAACGAACCGAAAUGAUGAGCUGUCUAGUCCUGGCUAAUGUGCUUUUCUAAUUAAAGCAAGUUGUAAAAAUCAUAA